AUGCCGCCGCUUCUGCCACACCUGCGUCAACACCAAAGCAACCUUUCCCGCCUUUUUCGCAAGACGCUACGAAGAUGGCUGCAGCGGAACGGUCAAGAGCUCUGGGAUGCCAUCCUCAUGGAAUCCGAUGAGGGGCACCUCAAGCUGAGCGUGGAGAUAGCGAGGUGGAGCACUCAAGAGGUUCGGGCCCUUCAUGAGGCAGAUAGCAAGGUUGUGGAACCACUUGUCCAGUCCGUCGCCGCGAAGAGAGGAGCAACACAUCGACAAGAUUGCCGCGCAGCACGAACCUUUGAUGGGCUACAGAUCUGUGACGGAGACGAGAGCCAGUGUGGUCUGUGUGCCGAUCUAACGCUCGCAAGAACGAGUCUUUACAGUUGUGUCAUCUACGGUCACCUUUUCCACGCCGAUAUCGAAGAAUCGGAUGGAAAUGAUGUCACGUGGUCUGGGCUGGAUAUAAUGGGCGACACUCCUCGAAUGCUCAGAGACCAUUUUGACACACAACCUGGCCAUGAAGAUGUCGGAGAAGAGGAAACAAAGCGGCGUUGCAGCCUCUUCCUCCGCGGACAUCAUGGACCAUCAAGGCCUAGACACUUUGCGAUCCCUGUCACCUAA
Messenger RNA from Letharia columbiana, 612 nucleotides. RefSeq lists its product as uncharacterized. The transcript is spliced from 2 exons. Bases 1 to 612 code for a protein of 203 amino acids. Lineage: Eukaryota; Fungi; Ascomycota; Lecanoromycetes; Lecanorales; Parmeliaceae. The record is from RefSeq and is a predicted model, not a curated record.